Messenger RNA from Lampris incognitus (smalleye Pacific opah), 2631 nucleotides. RefSeq names its product gremlin 2, DAN family BMP antagonist a (gene grem2a). The transcript has 2 exons. The record is from RefSeq and is a predicted model, not a curated record. Gene Ontology annotation, biological process: animal organ morphogenesis. The coding region runs from base 308 to 886 and encodes 192 amino acids. NCBI's taxonomy places the organism in Eukaryota, Metazoa, Chordata, Actinopteri, Lampriformes, Lampridae. Gene Ontology annotation, molecular function: receptor ligand activity; BMP binding.
CCUCUGACCAGGACUCAGAGCUGCUGCUGCCGAGGACAUCGGCACGGGAAAAGGUCAAGAGAGGGGGGGGGAAGAGAGAGAGAAAACAAUAAAAGACCAUUCAAGGAUGAUGGAAAAUUGAUCAUUUCCAAGACCUUCAGCUCUUAUUGGGAAAAGAAACUGUGAUAAGGACAAGCUUCAGGAUACUACCGCUUACGUCGCCAUGGAAACCACAACCUGGAAGAGGCUACGAGCAGCAUCGAGGGUGGACAGCCUGCCCUGACUACGGCGUCAACACCUUAGUGUCCUAGCAAAGUGUGACAAAAGAAUGUUUUGGAGAAUAACUCUCCCAGUCCUGUUGGCUGUGGUGCUCUGCAUCACUGCAGAGACCAGGAGGCUGCGCCCCCAGAGCUCCAUCCCAUCCCCAUACAAGAACAAAGGGAACCUGUCCUCUGAACGUCACCACCGUCUGUUGCCGCGAAAACCAGAAGUACUGUCCUCCAGCCGGGAGGCCCUGGUGGUGACGGAGCGCCGCUACCUCCGCAGCGAUUGGUGCAAAACCCAGCCUCUCCGCCAGACAGUCAGCGAGGAGGGCUGCCGCAGUCGCACCGUAGUCAACCGCUUCUGCUAUGGCCAGUGCAACUCCUUCUACAUCCCCCGCCACAUGGGUCCCAGCUCAGGCCAUGGCCAGAGCCGAGGCCUGGGCUCCAACUCUGGAAGGAGAGGCCACAACAAGUCCCAGGAGCCUUUCCAGUCCUGCUCAUUCUGCAGGCCGCACCGCAUCACACAGCUCACGGUGCAGCUGGACUGUCCAGGCCUGCAGCCCCCUUUCAGACACCGCAAGGUCCAGAGGGUCAAACAGUGUCGUUGUAUGUCUGUGGAUGUGAGCAACCAUGGGAAACUUUGAGGGAUUCAGAAUUAAAUAUGAUGUUGACUCAACACAACAUCCUGAGUGCUGUCAUGAAUCUGGUCAAAUGUCAACCAAUUUCUUCCCAGAGGAGAGAUAUGCCAAAAGCUGCAUUAUAUUUCACACAUGGCGACUGGCCACACAGUAAAGUGACUUCCAAAAACUGAAGCUAAAUUUAUCACGGAGUGGUCAAACUUAACUUCAUCAGACCCUCAAGACCCUGGUGGCUGGUUGUAGUGCGUUCAUGACAAGAGACACUGUUCAGAGAGACUGUUUUGAGAGAGUGGAUGGACAACAGACACACCAGGCCAAAUGAAGCAGUCGGCAUUGGACGUGCUCAAUAUAGCCUGGCCCUUCUUUCUAAGAAGUUUAAUGAUUCAUUGUUUCGGUCUGAAAGGCAUGCCCACUUGAAUUUAUCCAAGUCUCUUGGUUUUUCCUAGAUUCUUUUGAUUGUCUGUGAAAUAUGAGAAACUAUCAAAGAGCCAUCCAGAUAAUUUUACUUAAAAACUUUUAUGGACUGCUGCUUGGAAAGACUGUUGCAUAAAUAUACUGUCUUGAACUGUAAGAGUGCCCACAGAACAAAUGUAGAACUCCGUUUCUCUGUGAUAUAUCAGAUAGCGUUCUGCUGCUGGGUCUAAUUAGACAGCAUGCCUUGGUAGCCGGUAAGGGUUUUAUCUGAAAGAAAGACUCUCUUACAUUGGCCUGUUCAACUUUUCCUUAAUUUUAAUGGUGUCCCCAAAGAUAUAUAAGAUGUCAAGAAAAAGCUUAAGACAGAAAAAAAAAUUGCAACAUAACCAGAGGAAUCUAUCUGUGUAGACACAAACUUGGCCAUAUACAUAUGCCACACAUAUACUAGCCAGUAAAUAAAUUAUAUUGUAUUUUGUAUAACAGAGGAACAAUGAUACACACACACACACACACACACACACACACACAGAUGGGUGAAAAAUUAAAGGAAAACCCACCAUAAACUGUCUUAGUAAGGUGUUGGUCCACCACGAGCCUCCAGAACAGCUUCAGUGCUCCUUGUCAUAGAUUCUACAAGUCUCUGAACUCUACUGGAGGGAUGGGCACCGUUCUUCCAAAAGAUAUUCCCUCGUUUGAUGUUUUGAUGAUGGUGGUGGGGAGCGCUGUCAAACACGCCGGUCCGAAAUCUCCCAUACUAGGUGUUCAGUUGGGUUGAGAUCUGGUGACUGUGAAGGCCAUAGCAUAUGAUGUACAUAAUUUUCAUCCUCAUCAAACCAUUCAGUGAGCCCUCGUGUUCUGUGGAUGGGGGCAUUGUUGUCCUCCUGGAAGAGACCACUCCCAUCGGGAUAGAAAUGUUUCAUCAUAGCAUAAAGGUGAUCACUCAGAAUAACUUUGUAUUGAAUUGCAGUGACCUUUCCCUCUAAGGGGACAAAUGGACUCAAAUCAUGUCAGGGAAAUACCCCCGCAGCAUGUCAGAGACCCCCUCACUGUAGGGGUCAAGCGUUCAGGUUUUUCCUUUUUCACCCAUCUGUGUGUGUGUGUGUGUAUAUAUAUAUAUAUAUAUAUAUAUAUAUAAGUUAUGAGUUAUGUGUAUGUAUGUAUGUAUGUAUGUAUGUAUGUAUGUACGUGUGUGUGUGUGUACGUGUGUGAGAGAGCAUCUAUGGUAAAAUAUAUAUUAAAUCCAUUUCAUAUAAAACUAUGGUGAUGUUUUGUGUAUACACUGAAAAUAUAACAUUGUGAUUGGAAGGUUGAUAAAAUCGACAAUAAUAAAUCAACAA